Molecule: messenger RNA, 1601 nt
Organism: Pistacia vera
Lineage: Eukaryota; Viridiplantae; Streptophyta; Magnoliopsida; Sapindales; Anacardiaceae
Product: RNA-binding KH domain-containing protein RCF3-like
Exons: 6
Biological process (GO): regulation of gene expression
Cellular component (GO): cytoplasm; nucleus
Molecular function (GO): mRNA binding
Source: RefSeq, a predicted model, not a curated record
UUGGGGGUUGGGGAUGUUCAGAUAGUUGGCGAGCCCUCAGUUGUGAGGAAGGCUCUUCUUCAAGUGGCAUCUCGCCUUCAUGAGAAUCCAUCACGUUCCCAGCACCUGCUUCUGUCUUCCUCGGCUAACAUUUAUCAAUCUACUGGUAUGUUCUUGAGUGCCCCACUUAUGGGUUCUUAUGGGAAUCACUCAACUCGAAGAGAUGAAGCUUCUGCAAGGGAAUUUUCUCUUCGUUUGGUGUGUCCCACCGGAAAUAUUGGAGGUGUGAUAGGGAAAGGUGGUGGCAUUAUUAAACAAAUUAGACAAGAAUCUGGAGCAUCUAUUAAAGUUGAUAGUUCAGGAGCCGAAGGAGAUGAUUGUAUUAUAUUUAUAUCAGCAAAGGAGUUCUUUGAAGACCCAUCUCCCACCAUUAUAGCUGCGCUGCGCUUGCAACCACGAUGCAGUGAGAAAGCAGAAAGGGAAUCAGGUGAUUCUGUAAUCACCACCCGUAUACUAGUUCCGAGCUCACAGAUUGGAUGCCUUAUUGGAAGAGGCGGAGCUAUUAUAUCUGAGAUGAGGAGUGCUACUAGGGCAAGCAUUCGAAUUCUUUCAAAUGAAAACCUUCCCAAAGUUGCAUAUGAAGAUGAGGAGAUGGUGCAGAUCACUGGAAGUCUUGAUGUUGCUAGUAAUGCCCUUUCACAAGUAACUUUGCGCUUGAGAGCUAAUAUAUUUGAAAGGGAGGGAGGAUUAGCUGGAUAUCCUCCGGUGCUUCCUUAUGUCCCCAUGUCAGUGGACAUGUCAGAUGGUACAAAACAUGGAAAUCGUGAUAGCCAAUCACGUGGACGUGGAUAUUCUUAUGCAUCUGGUGAUGUGCCUGCUCGUGACAGUUAUGGAAGUUAUGGUGGUUCACUGAGUGGUGGCGAUAGUCUUUAUGGAGCGUAUGGUGGCCACUCUUCCGGUCGUGGGUUAUCUGGUCAGAAUUCAACCUCUCAAAGAAAAAAUCAUGGGCAUUAAUACCUGAUUGUAGGCCCUGCAGCUAGUGAAAGAGACACUGCAAUUAGCUGAUGGCAUCUUUACCCUAGCCAACCGUUGUCUGCCUAGUAGGAUCUAAUGCACCAUUUUCCCUUUAUUGCCUUCCCUCUCCCAUCUAAACAGUUGUGAAUUACAAAUCCUGAAGUCAGCCCUUUGCCCUUUUUGAUGAAGCCUCCUGCCUAGACCAGAAGAUCAGCUGCACAGGGUUUGACUAAAUUAUGCUUUGCACCCUUGAUGCUUUGUUUAGGGUGAACAGCAUUAUCUGAUGAUGCAAUUCACUGUACAAUCUUUUGUGGCCUUGACUCCAACAAUUAUUGGGUUUAUAUUGUGCCUCCCAAUGGUUUUUGCAAGCAGAGUGACUUGAAUGUCAUAGCACAAUAUGUAUUUCCCUGUAAAACUUGCAUGAUUGUUUGCCAUGACUUUGUUUCCUUGGAUUUAUGAGGGAUUUUUUUAGUUGCAGAAUUGAAAUGCCAUUUUGUUUUCAAUGUAAGUGUGGAUAACAAAAUUGUGGCUCUAGAGCUUUGAACUUCAAUUUUGUAUUCUAAAAUGUUACUGCACCAUCAUGUUGGGAGUGCUGUAUUUUGGUUUCA